Molecule: messenger RNA, 570 nt
Organism: Pseudomyrmex gracilis
Lineage: Eukaryota; Metazoa; Arthropoda; Insecta; Hymenoptera; Formicidae
Exons: 2
Source: RefSeq, a predicted model, not a curated record
AUGCCUAUUAUUAGAAAGGACAACUUAUUAGAGGUUUCGAUUUUUAUAAAAAAUCAUCCUGAUAUUAUAUUUACACGUGCGGAUAAGGGUAAUGUGACUGUUGCUGUUGAUAGGACUUCUUAUUUAGAAAAGAUUAAUNCAAUGCUCAGUGAUGGUUUGACGUAUUCUCGCGUUAAUAAAAAUCCUAUAAAAAACAUAGAAGAUAGUCUUAAUAAAUUGUUAAGAAAUUNGGUACAAAAAGAAUUUAUUUCAGAUCUUACUUACAAAUCCAUCAAAUCUAGUGAUGGUUUGUUACCUCGGGCUUAUGGAAUACCAAANAUUCAUAAAAAAGAUAAUCCGUUUAGAUUAAUUGUUUCCACGAUUAAUAGUCCGUUACAUCACUUUGCUGAGUAUUUNAAUAAAUUGAUUCAGAAAAGCAUACCAGUUGCUAAUAGCUAUGUAAAAAAUAGUGUUGAUCUUGUUAACAAAUUGAGAGGUCUUACACUGCAGCAUGGUCAUUUGUUUGUGUCUUUAGAUGUAAAUUCCUUCUUUACAAACAUACCAAUCGAUCUAGCUAUAAAAGGGAUUAAA